UUAAUGAUGUUAUCACAAGAUGAUGGAAAUGUUACUAAUCCUACAAGUGGUAUGGCUGGUUUAACAACAGUUUCAUCAUCAUCAUCAACAAAUAAAUUUCUUGUUUUUGAUACAUAUGAAACUUAUCGUGCACAUCGUCAUCAAUUGAUGUUACAACAAAUGACUGGACAAGAAAUGGUAUCAAUUAUAAAAGAAGAAGAAGAAGAAUUUAUUAUUAAUGAAAGUGAAACAAAUUCAACAUGUUGUAUUAUGAUGGUUGAUAUGGCUUUGAAACAAAUGGAACUUCAACAAUCACCACAACAUCAAGGAAUGUAUAAUCCAUUAUCAAAAGAAAUUUUAUCUUUAAUGAAUAAACAAUUAAUAUUACCAUGGACACGUCGUCAUCGUUGUCGAACAUCAGCAAGUCAAUGUUCAUUUUGUGAAGAAUAUAUUUUAUGGUUUUCAAUAGCACAAGAUAUUUUGAAAUAUAUUUCACCACGUGAUGAAAUUAAAUUACCUGAACUUGAAUUACCAAAUAUAAAUGAACUUAAACAACAACAAUUAAAACAACAACAACAAUUAUUACAACAACAGCAACAACAAACAUUACUUCAAUCAGCUAGAUCAUCUAGUAAACCAAAAUUUACUAUUGAAAUGUCAUCGGGUGGUGAUAAUCAAAGUACAUCAUCAUCUUUAUCAUUGAAUAAUGAAGAAGAAGUUCCAGCAAAUAUGAAUACAAUAGCUCCAGUACCAGCAGCUGCAGUAGCAGCAGCGUCAACAACACCUGAACUGAAAGUUGAAAAUAAUCCGGAUGCUGGAAUAUGGAUAACAUCACAGGGUGUUUUCUAUUUUAAACUUAAUACACUUCAUAUUCAUUUACAAUUCUUUUAUUCUGUACUUAAAGAAUUAGAUCGAAUUAUUGAUAUAGAUGCACUUUAUUAUUUAUUAUGUUGUUUAAAACUAUUAAUAUUAAAUGAUGAAUGUUUAGAAACAGCAGCUAAAGAUAAUCGAGGUUUUCUUUCUUAUUGUCUCGAAAAAUUACUUGUUCCACAUAUUUGGAAAAUUUUUGCAUUAGGACAUGGUCAUUUAAAUGAAUGUUGUGUACCUUUACUUCUUCAUGCACUUAAUUAUGAACCUGGUAAAACAGCUUUAUGGAAUAUACUUGAACGAGAUUUUUCAAGUGCACAUUGGAAAGUUCGUUCAUCAGCUGGUACACGUGUUAUCGCACUUUAUUCUUUACUUAAACCAAAAUUAAUAAAAAAUAAUUAUAAUGUUCUUUCUGUACUUGCAUAUGCAUUUCUUAAUUUAAUAACAUCAAUUGAAGAUGUUGAACCAACCGUUAGUCAAAAAGCUAUGUGUUCGUUAGAAACAUUAGGUGAUGCAUCAUUUAAAACAGUUAUGUGUGCACUUGAAUUUCAAUUUGAUACUGUUAUAAAUGAUCGUUCAAUAAUUUUACAUCGUUUAUCAAAACUUUAUACAAUUUUAUUACGUAAUAAUUCAACAAUAAAAAUUUUAAGUUGGGAAUUUUUUCUUAAUCGUUUUGAUACAUUAUCAAUUGAAUCACAAAUAAGUAUGGAAGAAUCUGGCGAAUUAAUAAGUCCACAAAGUAUUGGUGGGUUUAAUACGGAAAGCGAACAUUUUAUACGAAAAUUAAAUCAAAUACGUUUUGCAAUGGCAAAAACAGAUUCAAUUAAACCUAUAUCAUCAUCAAUACGUGUUCCAUCACAUCAACGACGUACAACAACAACAGUUCCACGUCAAACAAAUGUCACGAGCGAUAAAGUUGAGACAGAUUCUAUUGGAAGUUUUCUUUCACCUGAGACAGAAAAUAGUGAUAGAUCAACAUUACAAUUAUUAGUUAAUUUACUUAUGAAAUUUAUGAUGAAAGAUGAUCAAAAUCAAGUUAAUGAUGAUCGAAUUAUGCUCAAACAACAAAAUGUUGUUAUUCGACAUCUUUGUUCUUUACUUGGUUAUAAUCAAACAAAUCGAACAUUUAUUAAUUUACCAAGCAAAAUUCGUCGAAGUUCAGUUUUUCAUGCAUUUGUAUCCAAUUUACCCAAAGUUCUCGAUUAUAAUUUCAGUCUUGGAACUGUUCUUUUACCAUUUUUUCUAUCAUUUCUACAAUUUUCGACAUGUUCAAAUGCAUCAAUACAAUUCUAUGAGCAUAUUGCAGCAUCAAAUACUUUAGGACGUAUUGAUCCUAGUUUACGUAAUUCAUGGUUAAUGAUUCUUAUUAUUAUUUUAUAUAAAUAUCAAUAUACAACAUUUGCUGUAACAAUUCAACAUUUAACUCGUAUUGCAAUGAAUACAAUUCUUAGUCAUUAUCAUCAAUGUGAAACACCACCAUUUGGUGUUACUGGUGGAGGAGGUCUUAGUGGAAGAAUUACACCGAAAGUAGCUGGAUCAAGACGAGGAUCAUCACGACCAUUUGAUGAUAUACGUGAAAUAGAAUUAAAUGAAUUAGGAGCAGCUCGAUAUGAUUUAGAUGGUGAUACACAAUCAGAAUCAACAAGUAUUGCUGAACAUAAACGUUUUAGAUUAUUAUCACCACCGAAAAAAGUUAAACCAAAAUUAUAUAAACCUGAAAUUGAAUGUUUUGAUGAACCAUUAACAAUUCGACAAACAGAAGAAAAUAUUGGUUCAUCUGGUCGAUCAUAUACAGGAUUUCUAAAAAGUCUUUUUACUAGUAGUGGACCAUCAGGUACAACUAGUGCUGCUAUUAAUACAUCACCUGGUGUAGCACCAUCAUUAUCAUCAACAGUUCCAACUGACAAAUUAACAGAUAUUGAUAUCAAAGGUGGCAAAGGAGUAAAAGAAUUAUCACGUGUUGUUUAUUCAGCUGAACGUGGUAAACUUGAAACUGUUUUACUUAAACCUGGCAGUAAUACUGGAAUGAAAGAAGAAAGUCCACCAAAAGUUGCUAAAGCAACAUCAGUAUCAUCAUCAACAUUGGCUAGUAUGGGUGGAACAGCGGCUGGUGGAAGAUUAAAACCAAGUUAUCAUGGAAAAAAAUCUAAACAUAAAGAUGAUACACAUGUUCGUUCGCCAACAUUAACUCGUCCAACACGUACAUCAUCAUCACAAGCUCAUGUUAAAUCUGCAGGUAUAAUAUCAUCAAGUGCUAAACGUGCAACAACAACAACUACAACAGCAAAUGAUGAAUUAGAUAAUCCAUACGCUGAUACAGAUUUACAUAAUCAAUUUAUAAACGUACCUAAAUGUGAUAAAUGUGGACAACCAAUUGAAUAUUAUAGUGAAGAAUGUAUUGGUCAUUGUAUAAUUGUAUGUGAAACACUUGUUCAUCGUGAACCAGCUAUAGCAGCACCAUUACUUAUGGAUAUGAUUGAAACAAUUGGACGUGUUGCUGCAUCUCAUAUCUAUACAUGGCAAGAAAAUUCAACUGUUGUUGCACCAGCAAAUUCACGAAGUAUUGCACAACAAUUUAUUCGUUGUACAUUUCAACAAUUAGCUGCAAAUAAUAUUUCUUAUCAAUUUUUUCAACAACAUUUUCGAGAUGAUAAAUUAUUACAUACAAUUGCUUUAUCAUUGAAUGAUUUUCCAGAAUUUAAUUCAAUUAUUGCACUUCGAUGGCUUCUUAAUGAUAUGAAUAAACAAAAAAAUCUUUCGCUUGAUAUUUGUACAAUAUUACUUAGUAAUAUCGCCCAAUUUAUGGAAUAUAUUCCAAUUGAUUCACCAAUUAAUUUAUGGACACAAGUAUUUUAUGAAUUUGAUGUUUUAUUCGAUAAAUUAACACGAAUUUAUACAACAAUUAAAUCAAAUACACCAGUUAAUUAUGAUUUAACACCUGUACUUCGUAUUAUGAUGAAUAUACUUAAAGUUCCAUAUAUAGCAAAUGUACGAGCUGUUCUUGAUCCAUUUUCAAAAUUAUUAACAUUUAUUUUACAAAAUGGUACAUUUCAAUUAGAACAUAUCAUUGAAUUAUGUUCAUUAAGUAAUCGAACAUUUACACGAGAUCGAGAAAAAUUUUUAUUACCAAGAUCUAUUGUUAAUGUUCUUGUUGAAGCUAUGCUUCAUCGAUAUCCAUGUCCUGAUCGAAAUUUACUUUUAAUGAUACAAUUAAUUUUACUUGAUGCUGGUGGUACGAUUUAUGCAUCAGCAAUUGUCAGCGAUGACGUUCGUGCAUAUGAUCCUCAUAAUGUUGUAACAACAAAUGGAGCUGAAUGUAUGAAACAUUAUCUUAAUGAAACCGUCGCAUUUAUUGCUGAUAUUCAUACAAUAACAAAAAUAAAAAGUACAAUGAAAGAAAAAAGUGAAAAACAACAAUUAUCAAAUUUAACAGAAGAUACAUUAGGUGGACAAUUAAAAGCUGGUCUUGCACAAUAUCUUGCUUUAGAAUUUACAAAAGGUGGACAACGAGAUUCAAAAGCUAUUGUUCGUUUUCUUCCUUGGCUUUAUAAUCCACCAACAUCUGUUCAACAAGGAGCAAAAGAUUUUGUUGAUUGUAUUGAUCGUAUACGAUUUCUUUCAUGGUUAAUGAUUGGUUCAUUAACACAUGCAGCAAUAACAAGAAAUGAAGGAACAAUAAUAUGUCAUCCAAUACCUGUCGAUGCAAGUCAAUCAAUUGCUGAUUAUAUUUUAUAUAUUUUAACUGGUUUUGCUGAUCAAUCGAAAACAUCCGUUAUUCAUAUGUCAUCACUUUUUCAUUCAUUUAUUCUUUGUCAAUUAUGGACAAUGUAUUGUGAACAAGUUAAUCGAGGACAUGAUCCAGAAGCACUUGUUGCAAUUAUGGAUUUUUGGGCUCGGAUUACACCGGGUAUACUUCAUCUAUUAUCACAUUCAAAAGUGCUUGCAGAAAUGGUUAAUUUACAUUUUUUAAGUUUAAUCGAAGCCUUACAAGAAAUUAAUUCCAUUGUAUUAGCAAAUUUAUUCGCAAUGUGGGUACCUGUUUUAUAUACACAUCAAAGUCAAUUACCAGCUCAUGUACAAGUACGUCUUCAAACAUGUUUAAAUCAUCAACCAUCAUCAGAAACACAAGGCGAUCUACGAUUUAUGUAUGCUAUUUUACUUAAAUGGCUUAAUCGUUUACAAUUUAAAAUCGGACAAAUUGAAACUCAAUCUAGUCAUGCUGCACAAUUUUAUAGUUUAUAA
Messenger RNA from Adineta steineri, 5088 nucleotides. NCBI's taxonomy places the organism in Eukaryota, Metazoa, Rotifera, Eurotatoria, Adinetida, Adinetidae. The record is from the annotation of a GenBank genome assembly.